This is a messenger RNA of Aedes albopictus (Asian tiger mosquito), 2102 nucleotides long. Its product is annotated as amphiphysin-like. Gene Ontology annotation, molecular function: protein binding; phospholipid binding. Gene Ontology annotation, cellular component: plasma membrane; cytoplasm. The record is from RefSeq and is a predicted model, not a curated record. Lineage: Eukaryota; Metazoa; Arthropoda; Insecta; Diptera; Culicidae.
GCGCCACCACUACCGAUCUGCCACCGGGUGUUCUGUACCGGGUGAAGGCCACCUACAAGUACGUCCGGGAGGACGUUGACGAGCUUAGCUUUGAGGUGGGAGACACGAUCAACGUGAUCGAGUACGAGGACCCGGAAGAUCAGGAGGAAGGCUGGCUGAUGGGCAUCAAGGAGGGCACAAACGAUAAGGGUAUGUUCCCCGCUAACUUCACCCGGCCGCUCUAAAGAGGAGCAACAGUUGGGCAGCAACAACAGCAGCACGAUCAGCACAUACACACAAAACAAACUGGAUGCCACUGGAACAAACAACCCUGCAAUUCCAUUGAUUUUAACAACAACAACAACAAGAACGCACGAAUAGCGAUCAGGGAAGAUGCAGAAAACAAAGUUUAAAGUUUAUUACCUACGACUAGAGGAGGAUAUCCGCUAAUAAUUAGGAUAAAGCAGACGCAGAAGUAAUCAAAACACUCGAAAAUCGAAAACUAACGUUUAAGAAGAAAGCUAAUUUGAAAAGUACAGUAAAAAUUAUGCCAAGAGUUUUACGUACGACGUACGGUAAGCAGAGAAUAAAAAUGAAAACUGGAACGUGCCUUUAGAAGAAUGUAAUGUAAAAUGUAAUUGUAAAACGUGACCAGACCAGAUAACAAAUUCAGCAGAAAGGAGUGAUUAUGUCGGCAAAUUUUACAUUGUUUUUUCGUUUUUAGCUAUUAGUUUCCUAUAAUUUUUUGUACCGUCCGUUUUUCCCAAUUGAGCUGCUGACAGUAUGCUUUUAUCCAGAUUUUGUAAUUUUUCUAUGUUUAAAGUCUUCCUAACCUGGUAGAAAUUUGUCUGCAACGUAAAUCUGUUUAAACUUGUCUUCCUGUUUUUAUAAUUUUCUUUCACCUGAAUGUCACUCAGCAAAGUGCUGUCAGCACGAAAAAGUUUGUGUAACAAAAGAAAUCUAUUGUAAAUAAUUCACACGAUAAUUCAAAAUCUGUAUCUGCUACUGCCUGUUCGGAAACUUUGUAUCAAUUUCAAUCGGAGCGCAAUAAAGUCUACAAUUUGGUUGAACAAUUCGAGCUGCCAAAAGUUUUACAACCAGACCUCCCACAAAUUGCCAAUCGCCGUAUUAAACCUAUUUUCUUUGUAAGUAGUCGUUGUGCAGAGCGUAAGUAGAUUGUAUAAAAAAACCUUCGUUUUCACACACGUUUUUAAUUUAACUGUGUUUUAUUACUUCACAGCACUAAAUUUUCUUGUGAGAGUCAUGCUACUGAAACAGGAUUCCGAUUGGUAGCUUUUUAUAUGAAUCACGAUUCACCGGUUCAUCUACCAAAUUGCAACAUUAAUUCAUAUUUAAACAGAUAGAUUUUAGUCAUAGCAAAGCGAUUCAUGCAUUUUUACAAAAGAUUGUUAAUUGUCCCAAUGAAAAAAAACACUCGAUGAUUGUAGCUUUACACCCGUAUGCAAUAGUUCAAACCCAACAGAAACCCUUCCAUUUUCAUGCAGUCUCGAAUAGAAGAGCACAUUAUUCUUUGCCACAAUCGCCGUACUAUUGUAUUGUCUCAUACCCAUUAUUUCUCAUCGCUUCUAUAGCAAAACCACCCACAAACGGUCACUUACUAUCACUUUAAUUAUUCUCCAGUCACCAUUGUUUUUAUUAUAUUUGAAAGUUUUAUCUUAUUUAACAAAUUAUUAAAUUAAUGCAUAACUUAGUUGAGUAGUGUUUAACAAAAAUGAUGAAACUGCAAUAACCGUUGAAACUAUUGUAGUGAUGAUGAAGCACACACACACAUACAACACAUGUAAAAAGGAAAAAAAAAUAAACGAAACGCAAACAGAUUUGAACAUUUUCAAAGCGAAAUUCGAAAAAUGAUGAAAAUUGAAAAAAAAAUCGAAAAUACAUUCAAAACUUUGCAAAAAAAAAGAGUAAACAAAUGAGAUGUCAGCAUCUGUUGAGAUAAGCGAAACAAUGAUUGGAAAAAGUGGAAUUAUAAUAAAAAUGAAAAUGAAGAAAAUUCGAUGAGGAUGAUUUAAUAUAUUUCAAGUAAAAUUAUUAAUACAAUAAUAUGCCCUAAGGAUACAGACGAUCUAAAAAGGAUGGAUGAAACUUGUGUACAAUUUAAA